UAAUGGUUAAUGAGGUAAAAUACUAAAACAAACGAGAAAGAAAAUCCAGAGUAUUUAAUCAGCAGAAAAAAUAGUGUUUUUGGCUGAAAAAACGGAAAAUUUAUUUACGGUGGUUCUUGAAAGCGAAUCACGGGUUUCUCUGAGAAAUUUCCAGCAUUUCCUCCACAGCAAAACAAGCUUAUGAACGUGAGAUUUUUCUGGGAUUGUUUCAUUAUUUGGAAUUGAGUGCUUUCCCCAUUGACUAUGUACAUUUAUGUACUUGGGAAUGAUCAAUUUACUACAAUUCUCAUUUUCAAGUUCAGUCUUGGAUAUGGGCAAAGAACAUGAAUAAGUUCAGUAUAAGUGACUUUUGAUAUUAUUGAAUAACUGCCUCUGUGGACAAGGCCAUUGAUUGGAACCCAGGUACCAUUUGAUUUAUGCAAAUGCAAUCAUUUUCUCCCAUCAAGUUCUGGGUUUGCAUCCAAAGCGGUGAAAGUAGAAUUCAAUGGAAGAAAUCCGACCACCUCCUUUUGAUCAGUCAGAAGCGACCUUAUUUCAUGGCACUAGAAGGUUUCAGCCGGAUGGGAAUGGAACUCGCGGCGGUGCUAGGAUUCAGGGCCUUAAGAAGAGAGGCCAUGGAAGCCGCUCUUGGAUAAAGAUUGAUAAGAAUGGAGUGGCAAAGGUUUUGGAGCUUGACAAGGCUACUAUAAUGAGACAUUGUUCUUUGCCUGCGAGAGAUCUCCGGCUUUUGGAUCCCUUGUUUAUUUACCCUUCUACAAUACUAGGACGCGAAAAGGCUAUCGUGGUCAGCCUUGAACAGAUUAGAUGUAUAAUCACAGCUGAGGAGGUCAUUUUGAUGAAUUCGUUGGAUGCAUGUGUUGUUCAAUACAAGUCAGAGUUGUCCAGACGCCUCCAGUCAAACAAAGAUCAAUCUGAUGAUUUGCCUUUUGAAUUUAGAGCCUUGGAGCUAGCUUUGGAACUAACUUGCAUGUCUCUAGAUGCUCAGGUUAAAGAACUGGAAAUGGAGAUAUACCCUGUACUAGAUGAACUAGCAUCAACCAUCAACACUACUAACCUAGAACGUGUUCGGAGACUCAAAGGCCAUCUCCUUGCCUUAACUCAGCUGGUUCAGAAGGUUCACGAUGAAAUGGAACAUCUCAUGGAUGAUGACGAUGACAUGGCUGAGAUGUACCUCACCGAGAAGAAGCAAAAGUCAGAGGGUUAUCCCUUAAGUGACCUAUGUUUUCAAACAAAUACCCUAUUUGAGAGCAAAGCGGUUUCAAAAUCAGCUCCUGUUUCACCAGUGGGAUCAAUUAGUGGAGAGCAUAAAUUGCAAAGGGCUUUUAGCAACAUCUUGAGUUCAGGUAGACAUGGAAGCUUCAUGAGUUCAUCCAACAGUGGAGAAAACAUUGUACAACUUGAAAUGUUGCUCGAGGCGUACUUUGUUGUCAUUGGCCACACUCUCAGCAAGUUGUCAUCGCUGAAGGAAUACAUUGAUGAUACUGAAGAUUUGAUAAAUAUAAAACUGGGCAAUGUUCAGAACCAGCUUAUACAAUUUGAGCUGCUCAUUACAGCAGCUACUUUUGUGGCCACAAUAUUUGCUGCGGUGACUGCUGUAUUUGGAAUGAAUUUUGAAGCAAAUGUCUUCGACUAUCCACUUGCAUUCAAUUGGGUUCUGCUUGUAACUGGGAUUUUCUGUGGGAUCUUGUUUUUCUCUUUCCUCUUUUAUUUUAGGCACAAAAAAAUUUUUCAAUGAAUGAA
This is a messenger RNA of Morus notabilis, 1740 nucleotides long. RefSeq names its product magnesium transporter MRS2-5. Bases 485 to 1735 code for a protein of 416 amino acids. NCBI's taxonomy places the organism in Eukaryota, Viridiplantae, Streptophyta, Magnoliopsida, Rosales, Moraceae. Gene Ontology annotation, molecular function: magnesium ion transmembrane transporter activity. The record is from RefSeq and is a predicted model, not a curated record. The transcript is spliced from 7 exons. Gene Ontology annotation, biological process: magnesium ion transport.